Arabidopsis thaliana (thale cress) is the source of this 1931-nucleotide messenger RNA. Its product is annotated as YTH family protein. Gene Ontology annotation, molecular function: RNA binding; mRNA binding; N6-methyladenosine-containing RNA reader activity. The record is from RefSeq and is marked reviewed. NCBI's taxonomy places the organism in Eukaryota, Viridiplantae, Streptophyta, Magnoliopsida, Brassicales, Brassicaceae. The coding region runs from base 177 to 1511 and encodes 444 amino acids. The transcript has 8 exons.
AGAGAGAGACGAAGAAGAAGAAGAAGAAACAAAAUAAGAAUACAAAACACAGAGAAGAAGCGAACAGAGAAAGAUUAGGGCUUUCUUGGAUUUUUAAAUAGAAUUUUCUUCUUCACUUGUGUUCUUUCUCAUUCGUUAUCCCAAAAGCUUUUGAUAAUCCAAGGUUUUAAAGAGGCAUGUCUUCUGAUACUGCUAAGGAAAAUGCUUCUGUUGUCGAUUCGUCUUUGACUGAUUGGAAACAAGAUUUAGGAAACUCUGAUGAUCCAGAGAGUACAAGUUACAGAAGCAAGGAAGACCAUAAACUGUCAAAGGUGGAUGUUGAUCGACGUAACUUUCCUGAUCAACUUGAAAGUGCAAAGGCGAAUAAGAAUAGUAAACCAGGGUAUCGAACGAGAUAUUUCAUCAUCAAAAGUCUGAAUUAUGAUAAUAUUCAAGUUUCAGUUGAGAAAGGGAUUUGGGCUACUCAAGUAAUGAAUGAGCCAAUAUUGGAAGGCGCUUUUCAUAAAUCUGGUCGAGUGAUUUUAAUCUUCAGCGUGAACAUGAGCGGAUUCUUCCAAGGGUAUGCAGAGAUGUUGUCUCCUGUGGGUUGGAGGCGAGACCAGAUAUGGAGUCAGGGAGGUGGUAAAAACAAUCCCUGGGGACGUAGUUUUAAAGUAAAAUGGUUGCGGUUGAGUGAAUUGCCUUUUCAGAAAACACUUCAUCUCAAGAAUCCUUUGAAUGAUUACAAGCCUGUCAAGAUUAGCCGAGAUUGCCAGGAAUUACCUGAAGAUAUCGGUGAAGCACUUUGUGAACUCCUUGAUGCAAAUAGCUGCGAUGACGGGUUGCUGAAUAGCUCUUCUAGGGAUGAUUAUUCAACAAAAAGGUCCCGCGCAGAACCUCCAUCUUCUUCAGGAGACGAUGAGUAUAAUAACAAUCUUUGGGGCCAUACACCAAUGUCUUACCCUCCUACGGUCUACCCAAACCAGGAUGACCUCAGCAGAUUUCAUCUUGCACAGCAGAGAGGAUAUGGAGUUUCCCCCGAAUAUCUGCAUACAUCACCAGGUGCAUCUAACUCUCGCACGGAGCAAGACAAGUCUUUACGAUUCAACUCAUGGUGUUUGCCUUUGGAAAGCCCUCUCGCGAAUUCUCUAACCGAUGAUGAUUUUCUUGAAAUGGUAGUGGCAUAUCUGCUUGUAACUUAUGCUGAGAAUUUCAUCCCAUUACGACCUCUUGUUCUCGAAUUAGAUAUUUUUUGUAAGUCAUGUUGUUUAGUUGAAUCAAGAAUAGUCAUGACACACUACUGGAAACUUGGUGAAAACAUUUGUAGUAUUUUUCAAACUCUGAGCUAUUUCAGUGUGCUCUUUCUGAUCCAUAACACUUACAUAUCUCAGUGUCUGGCUGAGUUUUGCAUUGAUGUUACAGGGACUUCUUUCUGUUUCUUGAGAAGCAUCAUGAGAUCAGGUUAUGUUGUUGUUGUAUGUUUGACAAAGUCUUGUGAUUGUGUUUUUUUGUUGUUUUUUGCAGUCUUAUGAAGAGUACGUUGAAACCCAUGGCAAAUGCAUGAAGCAGCUUGGUCUUCCUGUGAUUCCACAAUCACGAUCAAUACAAGAGCCAUCAAGUAGAACUGAUGAUGUAAGCAAUGGUUCUUCAAAAGAUCAGCCAUCAUCAAGAAAGAGAGGACGACAUUCAUCCUAGGAUUCAACUACAAGACUCACAACUCUAGCCCGAAAAUCACAUUGAAAUGCACAAGAAUAUGUAGUGCCAUUUCGAUUGUACGGUGAUGGAGAAGUUGUUGUGAUAUUGUAAGAUGUUCAUUUUGCCCUGGUGGUUUAUAGAAACCAGAAGACUGUAACUAAAAGUUUCUUCUUUUGAUUGCCCAAACUUGUACAGUUUCAACUUCAAAUAUGGCAACAUGUAAACUUUUGGAAACCUAAACCCUAAAUUGGGUUUGC